AUGCCCUGUUGCGCAACAUGUUGCCUUCUCCUCUCGGGAUUCGCGAUCGUCUUCUUGCUGGUCUUUGGAGCUCUCAUGGCCAACAAAGCGACGACUAUCGAAAUCGAGCACGACAAGAUGGACAACGGCUGUGUCGCUGCGUUCAUCUGCGCGGGGGCUUACACUGUGUUCUUUCUAAUUUCCGCUCUCUACCUCUAUCUCCACUCCAGUCGACAAGCACAGGCCGCCACCCCGGAGGCGGUGCCUCUACAGUCGAUGGCGGAAGCAGGCGGCACAGAAAACAGACGCGAGUUCGACACCGAUGCUGCACCUGCCUUUUCUUCGCAGACUUCUCAAAAGCUAGUUAAAGGCCGAAGCGCAUCGAGGACACUCGCAGAGGCUUAGUAGACUCACCCCGCGUGAAACAUAUCUUAACACAGAGUCAACAGGGAUUUGAAAACCCUGUGAUUGUAGCCCUCAGCCGCAUACAGUUUCAUCUGAGUCCCGUGAGAUGACUGGAGUUGUCUUCCUCGUGAUGUGAGCUUCUUUCUAGUACCUGUGGUGGCGCCAGAGACUUGCGGAAAUGUUUUUAUGGAAAAUCGAAAAGGAACUUCCGUAAACGCAUUCCCCCACGUAAAGGAUCUUAUGCGUAAACA
Messenger RNA from Toxoplasma gondii ME49, 635 nucleotides. RefSeq lists its product as hypothetical. Lineage: Eukaryota; Apicomplexa; Conoidasida; Eucoccidiorida; Sarcocystidae. The record is from RefSeq and is a predicted model, not a curated record. Bases 1 to 384 code for a protein of 127 amino acids. The transcript is spliced from 2 exons.